Apaloderma vittatum (bar-tailed trogon) is the source of this 3273-nucleotide messenger RNA. RefSeq names its product integrin alpha-E-like. Gene Ontology annotation, biological process: cell-cell adhesion; cell adhesion mediated by integrin; cell-matrix adhesion. NCBI's taxonomy places the organism in Eukaryota, Metazoa, Chordata, Aves, Trogoniformes, Trogonidae. Gene Ontology annotation, cellular component: external side of plasma membrane; integrin complex. The record is from RefSeq and is a predicted model, not a curated record. Gene Ontology annotation, molecular function: integrin binding. The transcript is spliced from 29 exons. Bases 1 to 3273 code for a protein of 1090 amino acids.
AUGGGAUGUAGCACGUCCACGUGGCGAGCACCGGAGUACCAGCGUUGCGGGGACAAUUCUGCCAUGAGCUUGGACACCGCAAGAAGACUCAAUGCUGUAUAUUCCUACGCCAUCUGCAUGGAAAAAACAUUAUCCUUUAGGCGUUCAUUUCUUACCCUGAUCAUCCUCACGUUCUUCCUGCCAAACUUUACGCUCAUCCUGGUCCCUCUUCCAGCCACUCCACAGAUAAAUGCUGGUUUGAUUCCGAUUCUGGCUACUUCCUCAGUAGACAAGGGGCUGGGCAGGCUGAGGAAGUGCACUGUUUUGCAGGAGGAGAUCCAGUGCCAGGAGAUAGCUCUGCGAGGAAAGAUAAAAGGCUCCGAAAACAUCCAGGAUGGUGGCAUAGCUGUUGACAGGAAUUCAGAUUGGAUCCUGGCCUGCCUGCAGAAGAAGCACCGCCGAGCCUUCUCUGCUACUGAGGACCUGAACGGAGUCUGUACUCUGCUCACCUCCGACUUGCGCAGCUCGGCGUUCCUCAACCUCACCAAGAUGGUUGAGACCAAAUUAAAUGGCAUUCAAAGUAAAACCAGCAAAGAUGAGAUUGUGAACACCAGCAGUGCUUGUGGUGAGCUCUUUGACAGCCCAGGCAACAACCACGUGUGCAGAGCUGAAAAUAUUCCAAGUGAAACACCAGAGCACAGAAAAACUAAUGACCAUGGUGACAGCAAGCUCCCUUCCUGGAUGGACGAGGACCAAGAGGAGGAGGAGGAAAAUCACUUGCCUUCUGGAAGAGAGAUUGCUUUUAUUCUGGAUGGAUCAGGGAGCAUUGAGCCAGAGGAUUUUGAAAGAGCAAAAGCAUUCAUCCACAAGAUGAUGAAAACACUGUAUGAGAAGUGCUUUGAGUGCAAUUUUGCCGUGGUUCAGUACGGGUUUGAAAUCAGAACUGAAUUUGACCUGCGAGAAAACUGGGAUCCUCGUGCCACCCUCCAGAAAGUACUCGACAUUGUGCAGGUGUGCAAUGUGACAAAAACAGCAUCUGCCAUGCAGCAUGUCCUGGAUUCUAUCUUCACUGAAAGUCACGGGUCCCGCAAGGAUGCAGCCAAGGUCAUGAUUGUACUUACAGACGGGGAGAUACUCCUGGAUGAAAUGAACUUGACAACAGUGAUAAAUUCACCCCAAAUGGCAGGAAUCGAGCGCUACGCCAUUGGGGUGGGAGAUGCCUUCAAAAAACCGAAGGCCCUAAAGGAGUUGCGGCUAAUUGCAUCUGGUCCAGAUGACACUAACGUGUUUCAGGUGACCAAUUAUUCAGCAUUAGAAGGGCUGCUUUCAACCCUGCAGCAGAGUAUUAUUGGUAUAGAAGGUUUGCAGGGUGAUGCUCUGCAAUAUGAGCUUGCACAAGCUGGUUUCAAUGUGCAGGUCUUGGAUAAGCAAGUCUUAAUGUUUGGUGCUGUGGGGGCCUUCGACUGGUCUGGUGGAAUUCUGCUGUAUGAUCUGGCAACCAAGACCGCUGUUUUCCUGAAUGAAUCUAAAGAAGCAGCCGAAAAAGCACAAUACAGUUAUCUAGGGUACAGCGUGGCAGUGGCAUACGCGGAACACGGACCGUUGUACGUGGCUGGAGCUCCACGGCACAGCAUGACAGGGAAGGUGCUGGUGUUUCAGGAUGGCCGCUUAAAGCAAACGCUGCAAGGAGAACAGGUUGGAUCUUAUUUUGGAUCUGAGCUCUGCCCGCUUGAUGUGAACCACGAUGGGGUGACAGAUCUUCUCCUGGUUGGAGCUCCGUUUUAUCACAUUCGAGGGGAAGAAGGAAGGGUUUACGUCUAUCGCCUGGAGACAGAGACUGGUUCGUUCACUUUUAAAGAACACUUAAAGGCGCAAGUGACCUCUCCUUUUGCAAGAUUUGGGUUCAGUGUGUCCAGCAUUGGAGACAUCAAUGGGGAUGGAUACGAGGAUAUUGCAGUUGGAGCCCCCCUCGAAGAUCAGCUUUCAAACAGUUCCUCUUUUGGCAGCAUUUACAUCUUUAAUGGUGAUAAGGACAAGAUCGAGAGCUCUUUUUCUCAAAGAAUAAAAGCCUCUGAAAUUUCUUCAGGCCUCCAGUAUUUUGGACAAUCCAUUGAUGGUGGCUUUGAUUUCACUAAUGAUGGUCUCCAAGAUAUUACAGUGGGAGCUCUGGAGAACGUGAUUGUGCUCCGCUCGAGACCAGUUGUCCGCGUGCUCACCAGCAUGAGAUUCAAUCCUGAGAGAAUCCCAGUUUUCCAAAAUCACAGCAUUGUUACAGCAAAACUGUGUUUCGAUACAAUCUCAGCUUUACCAGUGCCUCAACAAGUGUUUUCACAGUCAUAUGUUCUCUACACGGUGGACUUAGAUGUGAAAAUGCCGAAGACGAGGGUACAGUUUGAAGAUCAGAACACCACGAGGAGCGGAAAGCUGUCGGUGAGCACGCGUGUGUGCUCCGAGCUGCAGCUUUAUGCGCUGCCAUGUGAUCUUGACUGUUUUUCCAGUGUUUUUCUGAGAGUUAAACACAAGCUCUAUGAGAAAAAUUCUAACACGGAGUUUGCUGUUCCCGUGCUGGACAGAGACCAGCCAUCAGAAACAUAUUUUCAGUUGCCGUACAAGAACUGCAACAAGACCAUCUGUACUGCUCAUUUGACUUUGACAAGUCAGAUUCAAAAGGAAAUAGUGGUGGGCCACACUAAAGAAGUGAUCAUGAGAGUUUCACUAACGAACAGCGGAGAUGACUCGUCCAUGACAACCAUGGUCUUGAACUAUCCUAAAAACCUACGUUUUAAGAAGGUGACUGUUGAGCCAUCCUCUCCUGCUAUUCACUGUGGCCAACCAAUACCAUUAACUUCUGUAGUCUCAUCCUGUAACUGCAGAAUUGGGCACCCAGUAUUCAAGAAGACAACUGCAAAAUUUUCUGUGAUUUGGCAGUUAGACGAAGGCAUAUUUGAAAAUAAGUCUGCAAUCACCGUUAAUAUCACCAACCUAAAUGAAAAUAGCACCGUUCUGACCGAGGAACAUGUCCUUGAUGUCAGAUACGCAGUCGCUGCAGUCCUUACCACACCAGUUUCUUUAAUGUACAUGAAUGUUAGCAAAGGACUUACUGAAAACAAAGAAUUCAGAUUCAGCGUAAAUGGAGAAAAUCGCUUUAAUGCUACCAUCAAUUUACAGAUUUGGGUUCCUAUCAGUAUAGAUGGUCACACCAUAAUCACAGUCAAAAAUGCAUCAGGAACACAGCAACUCUGUUCUCUUGAACCACCACCCCUCAAAGAAAAAGGUACAUAUGGAAAACCUUAA